CACUGCCCGGUGUAAACAUUGCGUCACCGGUCCUCCUUGAGAGAUCGUCGUGACCAGUCCAGGGCACCUUACUAGAUCACGUGAAGAAGAGCGUGCCCAGUGCCCAGUUUAUGGCAAUACCGGUCCAUCAUAACCAAGGUUACGCUCUUCGUGAUUGGUUCCUGUAAACUUUAAGUAUGGUAGUGAGGGUCCUUUCCAUACAGUCACAUGUUGUGUCGGGGUAUGUUGGAAACAAGAGUGCUUGCUUUCCAUUGCAGGUGCUUGGGUUUGAAGUUGACACCAUAAACUCAGUGCAAUUUUCAAAUCAUACUGGUUAUGAGUGCUUCAGAGGCCAAGUGCUUAAUGAUAUGGAACUAGAGGAUUUAGUGGAGGGCCUGAAGCGGAAUAAGCUUGACAGAUACACACAUUUGUUAACUGGAUAUAUUGGCUCUGCAUCAUUCCUGCACAAAGUAAAGAGUGUGGUGGAACAUUUGAAGUCUGUCAAUCCUGGCCUUAUCUAUGUUUGUGAUCCUGUUAUGGGCGAUAAUGGGAAGAUGUAUGUACCAGAGGAAUUACUGCCAUUGUACAGAGAACAUAUUAUACCAAUAGCAGAUAUUGUUACUCCCAAUCAGUUUGAAGCAGAGAUUCUGAGUGGUCUAAAAAUUUCAAAUGAGGGCGAUGCAGUCAAAGCCAUGGAGUGGUUUCACCAGCAAGGGGUGAAUACAGUUGUAUUUUCAAGCACUGACUUAGGAAAUGACAAGGAAUUAAUGGGAAUGGCUUCUUCAACUUCCAAUGGCACAGGAACAAAGUUGCAGAUUCGUAUCCCUCGGCUUCCGGUGAACUUUACUGGAACGGGAGAUUUAUUUGCUGCUCUACUUCUAGCUUGGAUGCAUCAUAGUAAAAAUGACCUUCAGGUUUCAAUCGAAAAUACAGUGGGUUCCAUGCAAGCUAUCCUGCACCGUACUUUCAAGUUUGCACAGGCUGAGGAAGGAGGAAGUACUUCCUUAUCUCCUAAGAGCUUGGAGCUAAAGCUCGUACAGAGUAUUGAAGAUAUACAGAAGCCAGAACGUAAAGUAAAGGCUGUUAAAUUUUAGUAACUAUAGUUUAUAUUUUGUUGAUAUAUAUUUUCCUAUAGUGCUAUUUAGUAUAUUCAGAACCAAAGUGAAACACUCAUUAUCAAGAUGGUUGACAUCUGAAUGCCUAGUUGAUGCUAAAGUUAAUUCUGCCAGACACUAUUGUUAUGUAAUGAUGUAAAUUAAUCCAGUUUGGGAGGAUUUUAUUGUUGCAAAUUUUUUUUUGCAUUGAGGUACUUUUUAAUGACCUUACAUUUGUGCAAUGCUUAUAUUUUUUCCUUUAGGUUAACAAAUGUAUAUACAGUCAAUAACAACUUAUCAGUCUUCUGUCAGUGCAAGUGACAUUUGACUAAGUAAGCAUAUUCUGAUCAAAUCUUUGACAAAAACCUUACUUUGGUUUUCACUUUUUAUUUUAAACCUAAUUUCCUCAUUCUGAGGUUAAAUUUUUACAUAUUUUGCUCUGCUCUGUGACAGUGAUUUGAUUUUACAAGAAAAGGUGACUGAUGCUCCUCAUUGGUGGUAUAUAAGAGAACUUGAGUAACUUGGGAACUUGCAGAAUACCUUUGGCAGUAAGGGUACUAAUUAUCAAACAGUAGGGUUUUUAUCAACUGGUUAUAAUUCAGAUUAGACAAGAGCUGAAUAUCAAAGAAAGAAUCUUCAUUCUAUGAUCUCUUGAUAAAUUAUGAUGUUAAACUGUGUACUUUUACUAGUUUCUUACACAUGAAAAGUUCCUUAUGCAGCUAAAUUGUUAGUAAAAAAUUCAUUGAUGCAAUUUAUUCAUAUAGUUACAUAAAAUUAUGGCAUAUUAUGAAUUUGUUCAUCUGUAUAGUGUUAUUUUUCCAUCUAUUCCAUGUAUGUUUAGUUGCAAUAUGUGAUAUUCAUUAAGCGUAAAUAUUUGGCAGAAUUCCACACUGUCAUAACUAGGAUGUUUAAAGUAAGCCGAUAGUGUGUAUUGGUGGUCUUGUAGCUAAUAGCUGUGCAAUCCACCAAUAAUGUGUCUUCCAUUACCAGUGUUAGAAUAUAAAUAGAUGUUAUUUGUUGUCUAAGUCUUAAUAAUUUUACAACUGUAUUAAGAAUCUUAGGUCCAAGACAUUAUCCCCCCAAUUCCUUUAAACAUUUUAUGAAAGUAGUGUUAGGCUGUCAUACUGAUGCUUAGAUCCUACUGAUAUAUCUCUAUUGAAUAUGACCAAACUUGAAGUAUAAUAUUACUUGCAACUGGAAAUCAGGGAAUACAUUCAUUUUACAACUGCAGUUAUACGUAGUUUCAUAUCAAUGUAGGUUAAUAAUAAUUAUAAUGAUCAGUUUAUUGUUGGUGAAAUCAUUAGUCAGGGAAUAUUUUUGUUCAGAUAAAUAAUUUUGUGCUCUUUUAAUUUUUGUUGGUGCUGAUUUUUUAUAUACUGUAUAUUUACAUAUUUCUUUAGUAAAAUUUUGUGUAUGAAGGAUAGUUUUAUAUGAUCAUACGACAAACAGGCAUGAUUUUCUGUAUGCUUAUCGUUCACUGUUUGAUUGGUAACUGUUUGUAUAUAAAUCACUCAAUCCACAACCAGUCUAUAUUUAUGAAACAAAAUUGAUUUGGAAUUCGCAACAUUUAAUUCUUCUAUCUAAAUUCUGUUCAGUCUUUUAAAGUAUUUGAUAAGUUACAAAUCUAUUGUCUUUCCCAAGUUCAUAAAAAAUAAUUUUGAAGCCUCUAUAGGGAAUUAAAAUAAUGGAUUAUUUGGGCUUACAUACUGUUAUGUUGUAAUGCAAGAAUGAUUGGUUACUGCA
This is a messenger RNA of Macrobrachium nipponense, 2816 nucleotides long. Its product is annotated as pyridoxal kinase-like. Bases 177 to 1073 code for a protein of 298 amino acids. The record is from RefSeq and is a predicted model, not a curated record. Gene Ontology annotation, molecular function: pyridoxal kinase activity. Gene Ontology annotation, cellular component: cytosol. NCBI's taxonomy places the organism in Eukaryota, Metazoa, Arthropoda, Malacostraca, Decapoda, Palaemonidae. The transcript is spliced from 8 exons. Gene Ontology annotation, biological process: pyridoxal 5'-phosphate salvage.